Messenger RNA from Dunckerocampus dactyliophorus (ringed pipefish), 2976 nucleotides. RefSeq names its product zinc finger protein 235-like. Bases 82 to 1017 code for a protein of 311 amino acids. Gene Ontology annotation, cellular component: nucleus. NCBI's taxonomy places the organism in Eukaryota, Metazoa, Chordata, Actinopteri, Syngnathiformes, Syngnathidae. The transcript has 2 exons. The record is from RefSeq and is a predicted model, not a curated record.
UCUGCUUUCACUUCCGGGUCUGUAGACGUCAUCGGAAAGCGGUUGUGUUGUUUUUGUAGAGGAAAAUAAAAGACUAAGAACAUGACUAAACUGGAGCUGUUGAACGUGUUUCUAAAGGACAGGUUGACGCUGGCGGCUGAGGAGAUUUUCCAAGCCGUCAAAAAGAUUCUUAUUGAUUUUCAGAAUGAAAAAGAAGAAAAUUAUCGUCUUCAACGACUCUUCAUCGUGCCCCCAGAAGCUCCUGCUGUCCGGCUCCGAGAAGAUGACGGAGCGUGUGAAUGUGAAAGGAGAAGCAGUGUACAACUGCAAGCGCGCGUUAAAGAGGAAGCCAAACUUCAGGACAUUCACAGCAUUUGUGUGCUUCACACAAGAGACCCCAAGGAGGAACCAUGUGGUCAACUGAGGUCACAUUCUCCAUCCGUUCAAAUCAUCCCUCCUCCCUCUCGGCCAUGCAAGGAGACAAAAAGGGACGGGAGCAAUGAGGACGUCUUUCCUGUCGGCUCCUCAACUUCUAGGCAGACGGUGGUGCACUCGGAGUGGAAAGCAACUGGCGGUGAUCUUCAUGGCACUUUGAAAAAACGUCCGUCAGCGUCCACCAGACAGCAAGGGAAAGAACUACUCUGGUCAAAUAGAAAGCAAAGUGUAAGCGCCCUAAAAAGCACCAAACCGGUGAAGCCGCCAGCUCCUCCUUCCUCUCACUCGACCCUCCAGAGGUGGCACAGCUGUAAAGAGUGUGGCAAAGGGUUCAGCUUUGCCUGCCAGUUGGAGGUCCACAUGCGUUGGCACAGGAAGGAGAGGCCGUACAGCUGCGCCGUGUGCCCAAAGAGCUUCACCACCGUCAGCAUGCUGAAGAGACACCACCGCAUCCACACUGGCGAGAAGCCCUUCCGCUGCCACGUCUGCGACAAGCGCUUCAAUCAGUCUGCACACCUUAACACACACUUUAGGCUGCACACCAGACAAGCAGCCGGCUGGAGCUCACCGCCAUACCCAAGAAACCCCCAGUCUACUUUGUAAAGUCUGUCCUUAUGUAAAUGUAUACAUGCUGCACAUGUGUGUGUUGACUCUCUAUUGUAUUAAAUGUAUUAUGUUCAGCUCACGUCUUCUUAACACACUUGAAAUGUUAUUCCUCCAAAAAAGAAAUAUUGAAAUAUUGUUUUUUUGAUUUUCAAAUAUCCCUAGCGAUACACUGUACACUCCCGAUCCACAUUUUAAGACCAGUUGAAAAAUUGCAAGAAUUUGCAUUUUAAUCUUCAGGAGGUUCGUGCAACAUCUCCACACAGCCAUCUGCCCUUUGACGCCCCUGCACAACCUGAAGCUCCAUUGUUCCAUUGAAGGAUCACAACGGCACAACCUCCACUGUGCCGUGUGGAAAACAUCUCAGGUGGGAUCUCCUUGUCACGCCAGUAACGUUGGAAACCAUCAUCAUCAACCCUUUCUUCCACCUUUCAAUGUCCCAUGUUUGGUUUUCUUGUGCAAAUUCGAAACGGGCAAUUUUGUGGUGUUGAAGGAUACGAGGCCUUUUGACCUUGAAACCCUUCUCUCGCAGAUGCCGUCUGAAGGUUACUGGACUGCACUCGGCAACCUUCAAUGAGGGCGAGUAUUGUCCCUUGGCUUGACGGACAGCCAAUCGGAUCCUCCGGCUCAGGUCCGCUGACAUUUUCUUUGGGUCGACCACUUGACUUUUUUGUUCCAUAACCCUCAGGAUGUUUGAAGAAGUUUCAAAUGACCGUCUUGGUGCGUCCAACCUCAGCUGCAAUGGCGCCCUGCGAGACGCCUCGCUUAUGCAGCUCAACAAUCCCACCGCGUUCAAAGAGAGAAAGCUUUUUUGCCUUUGCCAUCAAGAGAUCGUGACAGUGUGAGUACCUGACAGAAAAUGUCAUUGAAUUUUGGCUUUUAAAGGCUGUGGUUGUAAUAAAUUGCUUUCUCAAUUUUUAUUUUUUUUUUGGUCACGCUCUCAUUUCUUCUUUUUGCAUUUUGAAGCUCUACUUAGAACCUCCUUAAGACCCAACAGUGCAAAAUGUACAUUCUUGCAACAGUGGAAAUAAAAACAAUGAAAAUGAUUACGCAAGCUUAAACUAAUUAAACAAACUCAACAAAAAACCCAUCCAAAUAAGGUCGAUUUUCAAAGAUUUUAGUAUGGAAAUUACAGGUACAUUUUGAUGUAUUGAUGUAAGUAACGUUGUAUAUACGUGUUGUACUGUAUGUUCGUCUAAUUCCAUAACACAUUUUUGCUCAUUUUUUCCCAAUAUAUAAUAAAGUCUAUCUAUGUAUUGUUUAAUUGUUUCCUUAUAAUGUGUGGCAGCCCAAUUAAAAAAAAAGAGCUAGCUAGCAAGUGAACAUCUGAAACUAGGUAGCUUAACGUGACCUAGUGGUGUGCAGUCGGAGCCAGCAAGGCCUUCUUUGCAGGCCUAACCAUUACCAGGAGCACUGACCUACAUUUCAAGAUUAAAUUGUAUUUGUUCCAUUAAAUUACAUUCAUUUAUUCCCAACAGCCAUUGAUCUUCAUUAUGUUACAUUUUGUUGUCAAAUCAUAUUUCAGCUUCUGUGUGUUGCUAGAUCAAUGUAAUCUGUCCAGGGCCUUCAGAACCAGGAGUGCUGGCCCCUGGCACAUACACAGUGAUUAGCAAUCGGCCAUCUGUUGGUGACCUCAAGCUGAAACCAACUUGGGUUCUGCAGCAGGACAAUGAUCCAAAACACACCAGCAAGUCCACCUCUGAAUGGCUGAAGACUUUGGAGUGGUCUAGUCCAAGUCCUGACCUGAAUCCUAUUGAGAUGCUGUGGCAUGACCUUAAAAAGGCGCUUCAUCCUGGGAAAGCCUCCAAUGUGGCUGAAUGACAACAAUUCUGCAAAGAUGAGUGGGUCAAAAUUCCUCCCCAGUGCUGUAAGAGACUCAUUGCAAGUUAUCACAAACGCUUGAUUGCAGUUGUUGCUGCUAAGGGGGGCCAACCAGUUAUUAGCUUUAGGGGGCAGUCA